UUUAAUUUAUAGAUCCAGAUAACACUGUAAUUGCCCUGUCUAAUGUAGUCGCAGCCGCUCUUAAUUUCACUGUCAUGGAUAUCCUAAAGGUGGAAAAAGAAAACCCCGUGUGUUGUGUUGUUUGACGUGGUUUGCGGAGAGCGAUCCGUGUGAACUGCGCCCUCCUCUCGGGCUUCUCUCGCGCAACACAGAUACCGUUUCCUCGCGCAUCUCCUUGCACAGGUCCCCUCGCGAAGACAGACGUCACUGCUGUCCGUUUGUGGCCGUUUCAGUUCGACUGAGAUGCUGCUCAGACCCGCAGCCUCCUCACAGAGCGCCUCGUUUUCUCGUCUUUCGUUUCAAACAACGACUACCGGUGAAGACAAAAACGGAAAUGAAUCUCGGAAAGCGACCAUCUAACGGUGGAGAGAAGGAGAAGAAGUCACCGGAAUGACCCAUCACAAAGAAACGCGUUUCCUCGCGCUGUGCUCGUGAAGCUCAUCCAGCUGUUUUAAAGGGGCGCGCGAUCGAUCGGCUCUCGCGCACAACCAGCCGUCAAUCAUGCCGGUGCGACGGGGUCACGUUGCGCCACAGAACACGUUUCUCGGGAUUAUUAUCCGCAAAUUCGAGGGUCAAAACAAGAGAUUUGUCAUAGCCAAUGCACGUGUCCAGAACUGUGCCAUCAUCUACUGCAAUGAUGCCUUCUGUGAGAUGACAGGUUUUUCCCGGCCGGACAUCAUGCAGAAGCCAUGCACCUGUGACUUCCUGCACGGACAGCUGACCAAGCGGCACGCUAUUGCGCAGGUAGCACAGGCUCUCCUGGGCUCCGAGGAACGCAAAGUGGAGAUCACCUAUCACCGGAAGGACGGAUCAGACUUCCUAUGUGCGACACACAUCAUUCCAGUGAAGAACGAAGAGGGUGUUGUCAUGAUGUUCAUCUUGAGCUUCGAUUACGUGCUGAAAGAGGGCAGCAUGGAUUCAUUAGACCGACUCAACCACACCUCACCAACCAGACAAGAACAAAGUGAGGCUCCUUCUAUUUUUUUCUUUUCUUUCAAUAAUUCCCUCUUUUUUCAUUUUUUCAUUUCCAUCAAUGCAAUCCAUUGCCAGCAUCUGUUUUAAUUGCUUACUACCUGU
This is a messenger RNA of Cyprinus carpio (common carp), 1116 nucleotides long. Its product is annotated as potassium voltage-gated channel subfamily H member 7. The transcript has 3 exons. The coding region runs from base 541 to 1101 and encodes 186 amino acids. The record is from RefSeq and is a predicted model, not a curated record. Gene Ontology annotation, biological process: regulation of ventricular cardiac muscle cell membrane repolarization; membrane repolarization during action potential; regulation of heart rate by cardiac conduction. Lineage: Eukaryota; Metazoa; Chordata; Actinopteri; Cypriniformes; Cyprinidae. Gene Ontology annotation, molecular function: inward rectifier potassium channel activity.